CUGUCCCUAGAACCAUUCCACUCUACGUAACCCGCUGUGCUCCCGUAACCCGCUCUGUGCUCCCUUAUCCUAACCCAUUCGCUUAUGCUCACCUACGUCGCUCUCAACAGUUAAUCUAUCCGACCACUCUCUCCUCGAUUAACCAACAGCGAAUACGUUCGGAGACGACUCUUUCCGUGGAGAAAGAACAGCAGCGGGCAAACACAAACUCUCACACACCGGACCCUACAGGUGUAGCCUAAAUAACUUUCGGUGAGAAUACCAGGUUUUCUUUUCGUUUUACAUAACAAUUACCCCGUAAUUAUUUGAUUUAUGUCCAUGACAUUUGAUUAAUCCAUCCACAUUUCGGGAAAUUUACGGAAUUCUGAAAAAUGUUGCGAACAAGGAUCGCGCUUGUUCAUCAAUUCCUUUUGUAACAAUUUAGUCCACAUGUAGGCAGGCCUAUGCCACAUGAGGAUGUAUUUGAGUGUAAUUUCGAAGAUGUGACUGUAAUGUUAGUGGUGGUUUACCUGGAAUUAUUUUAACAGAAUCGUACGACAUCGUAAAUCAAAUGGAUCUUUGGGGAGUGUACCUAUUUCAUCUCGUAUUCAUUGCCCUGCAUGAGGUCCUGUCCGCAGGCAGAGACUGUCUGGUGGCGGGGGACUCAUGCUCCAGCGACGAGACCUGCAGCCCACGUCUGCGGACCCUGCGCCAGUGUGUGGCGGGCGACGGCAGCAUGAAGCUGGGCCCCGGGGCCCGGAGCCAGUGCGCCAACGCCGUCUCAGCCCUGAUUUCCAGCCCCCUGCAUGGCUGCCAGUGCAAACGGGGCAUGAAGAAGGAGAAGAACUGCCUCAGCAUCUACUGGAGUCUCCAUCAGUCUGUCAUACACGGACUCAACCUGGUAGAGAGUUACCCUUACAAAGCCGUGGAGAGAGACUACGACUCCGUUCGUCUGGCCUCCAUCACGGCUGACUCUGAGGCCAACGUGGCGACGGUGAACCGUUGCCUGGACGCAGCCAAGGCGUGUAACGUUGACGACCUGUGCCAGAAGCUCCGCACAGAGUACGUAUCUGCCUGCAUCAAACCCUUGGCCAAGUCGGGCCUCUGCAACAAGGCCAAGUGUAAUAAGGCCCUACGCCGGUUCUUUGAUCGCGUCCCUCCAGCCUACACACAUGAGCUGCUUUUCUGCCCUUGCACGGACAUGGCGUGCGCCGAGCGACGCAGGCAAACCAUUGUUCCCAGCUGCUCCUAUGAGGGCUCAGACAAACCCAGCUGCCUCAUACAGAUGAGUAUGUGCAAGGGUGACUAUGUGUGCCGGUCCCGUCUGGCUCAGUUCCAGUACGACUGCCAACCAGCCGAGUCGUCUGCCAACAGCUGCAAGCAGGGGAACUAUGGAGCCUGUCUACUUGCCUACACAGGCCUGAUAGGCAGUUCGAUAACUCCCAACUAUGUGGAUAACUCCACAUCUAGCGUGGCCCCAUGGUGCUCCUGCUCUGCCAGCGGAAACCAGAGAGUAGAGUGCUCCGACUUCCUGGAAUACUUCACCAACAACGUCUGUCUCAGGAAUGCCCUCCUGGCGUUUGGGAGCAGGACAGAUGUGAUGCCCACGUCCAGCGAAUCGAGACACCUCAGCCCAGCCACUGGCAGAGAGAGCCAUGCCAUCAACCCUCUGCCUGCUACUGUGGAGACCACACGGAACAUUCCGGAAUCAAUUAUUCCAACACAGGUCAGCGGAAACGACCGAUUGUGGAGAGAUUCUACCCUCCCGUCAGAUGGGCUCCCAAACUCUGCCCCCGCACUUGGCCUACUGCCUCCAACUUCCUUUACUGGCCUUUUGGUCCUACCUCUGGUCUUAUAUGGUCACUAAAUGAGGAAGCACUGCCAAGGACCACCCAUAAAGCAGGAGUAUUUGUUCACAAAUUCUGGAUACAUUUUUGUCUUUAGCAUAUAGGCUACUCCGUCUCCUAAACAUAUACAGCAUAGUCCUUUUCCUAUUUUUUGUGUGAGUGGUUCAGUUGCACUUGCAAGUCCCUUAGGUGUACGACUUGGAGAGACUGAUACAGAUUGGUUUCAAUCUGUAUACUUGUACAUUGUUAUCGCUUCGAGUCAAGAUGAAAGUACUUUUUAGUGGACUAACCUACCAUCCAGCUAUCCAAGCACAUCCAAGCACAGGACUAAAUUCUAAAAAUGCCAUCGGGAACUGCACGGUUAUUCUUUAAGAUCUAUAUAUAAACGGAAAGCUCACGAGAAACGGACUCUAGUGAACUGUCUUUAUUUUGUACUCAACUCCACAAACUGAUUGGAAAAGACCCUUGCGGAUAUAAGGGCUUUAUACCGCUCUCUUCGACUUGACUGAAGGAGGAACAUUGUUUCUGAUUAAUACUGGAAUGGUAGAGAUGGACAAAGGAGCUACGGCUUAUUCAUCCAUUCUGGACAAAUAAACUGACUCUGAUCAUUCCAAGUGCUGUCGGCUGCAAGAGAUGUGGAAACUUUAGAAUAUGUGGGAUAGCUCUGACCUAAUGAUUAUCAUGCACGCGGUGAAGAUUGGGCUCUUUGUCAUGCUGUCAUCGCCAGUUCAUUUGUUCUCGCUAAUGCUUAGCUAAGUGUUCAUUAUAAAACACUUUCUUCUCCUAGAACUUUGUUAAAAUUAAGUUAUGAGCAAACAUGUUCUCUGUGUACAGUACCAUUGUUUUGUGUUUGUGUGGAAGGACUGCCUUCUUUUCCUCAUUGUGUAAAUGGACAUUUCUCAAAGGGUAUCUGAAUUAGUAUGCCAUAUAGGAACAAGGGCUUGUGUCUCAACAUUUUGGGUAAUAUUGAACCCUUUUCCCACUACCGAGCCUAGCCAAGACAGGCCAAAAUGUACUGUGCUAGGGUAGGGUAGCCUAGUGGUUAGAGCGUUGAACUAGUUGCAAGUUCAAAUCCCCGAGCUGACAAGGUACAAAUCUGUCGUUCUGCACCUGAACAGGCAGUUAACCCACUGUUCCUAGGCCGUCAUUGAAAAUAAGAAUUUGUUCUUAACUGACUUGCCUAGUUAAAUAAAGGUAGAAUAAAAAAUAUAAAAAAUACACAAUAAAAUAAAAUAUCAGAGACAAUAGCAGAAUACAGUACAGUUUGUACAGUAGAAAGCGUAUAUGUGACCUGUGGUAAGAUGGUCAUGAAUGAUGCGAUGUUCAAUGGGGGAAGACAAUGGGUUUCUGACGACAUGGAUAAUAUAGAGUUGGCUGGGUUUACUGUGCAUUGGCAGGACAGAUAAGCUACUUCUGGUAAGACGAGGGGUGGGGGUGUGUGUAUAUGUCAAUAACAGCUGGUGGGCAAUGUCUAAUAUUAAAGAAGUCUUGAGGUGGAGUACCUCAUGAUAAGCUGUAGACCACACUGUAGACCACACUAUCUACCAAGAGAGUUCUUAUCUAUAGUAUUCGUAGUCAUGUAUUUACCACCACACACCGAUGCUGGCACUAAGACUGCACUCCACGAGCUAUAAGCCAACAAGAAAAAUCUCAUCCAGAAGUGACGCUCCUAGUGGCCGUGGACUUUAAUGCAGGCAAACUUAAAUAAUGUUUUACCUCAAAUCUAGACAACCUUUACUUCACACACAGAGACACAUACAAAGCUCUCCCUCGCCCUCCAUUUGGCAAAUCUGACUAUAAUUUGAUCCUCCUGAUUCCUGCUUACAAGCAAAAACGAAAUCAGGAAGUACCAGUGACUCGCUCAAUACAGAAGUGGUCAGAUGACACGGAUACUACGCUACAGGACUAUUUUGCUAGCACACACUGGAAUAUGUUCAGCCGAUGUGUGCAAGACCUUUAAACAGGUCAACAUUCACAAAGCCACGUGGCUGGAUGGAUUACCAGGACGUGUACUCAUAUCGGUAGCCAUGAAGUGCUUUGA
Messenger RNA from Oncorhynchus kisutch (coho salmon), 3867 nucleotides. Its product is annotated as GDNF family receptor alpha-4-like. NCBI's taxonomy places the organism in Eukaryota, Metazoa, Chordata, Actinopteri, Salmoniformes, Salmonidae. Gene Ontology annotation, molecular function: signaling receptor activity. Gene Ontology annotation, biological process: nervous system development. The record is from RefSeq and is a predicted model, not a curated record. The coding region runs from base 551 to 1846 and encodes 431 amino acids. The transcript has 8 exons. Gene Ontology annotation, cellular component: signaling receptor complex; external side of plasma membrane.